This is a messenger RNA of Lachancea fermentati, 1395 nucleotides long. NCBI's taxonomy places the organism in Eukaryota, Fungi, Ascomycota, Saccharomycetes, Saccharomycetales, Saccharomycetaceae. The record is from the annotation of a GenBank genome assembly.
AUGACUUCUGAAAAGCAUAUCCAGAUCUUGCUGGAUAGCAUCCACUUCAACAAUAUCCGCAGUGCUAUUCGGACUCGGUCUGUGGCAUGGGACGCACUUGCGAGAUCUUCAGAGAUUAGCGACCUUGAUGCCUCCGUCGCUAAGAAGCUCGAAAGUGUGCUAAUCAAACAUACAGAUGUCAAUCUGACACUUGCCGAGUGUAUUCCUUCUGCAAUUCAUUUAUUAAAGACGGCUCCAAAUGCAGAGGUGAAAAAAUACGUUUACAACUUAUUAUCCGAGUUGUUGUCAUCUCCUCAAUACGCAGAGCCUACUGUGGAAUACUUCGCAAAGAACCCUACUGCUGUUAAGGACCUUUUCAGUGUUUCAAUUAUGGGUGAUGAUCAAUCGGUUUUGAUCUCUUCCUUUAACCUCGUGUCGUUGUUGAUCCAACCAGGCCUCCAGAACGAGAAACUAGUCGCCAAAUUGUUGGCUAGCGAACGUUUCGUCUCAGUCUUGCAAAAUCUUGACCAUAUGGACACCAGUUACGUGUGCAUAAGACUGCUCCAAGAAUUGUGUGCCGUGAGCGAGUAUAGAAGUGUUGUAUGGAAUGCUGAAGAAAAAUACGUUCCAACGUUGUUUUACGUCGUGACAAAGGCAUUGGAGUCUAAUUCUGCCACCAGAGUUGCCCCAACCAACAGCAACAACUUGGCAGUUCAAUUACAAUACUACUCCCUUUUGACUUUAUGGCUUCUAACUUUCGACACGGAGAUUGCCUCCGAACUGGCCACCAAGUAUUUGUCUGAUUUCCUCAAUCUUCUAAAACUUGUGAAGGUCACUAUCAAGGAGAAGAUAUCUCGUUUGUGCAUUGCAAUCAUUUUGAACUGUGUUGCACCUCACGUCAAGUCUCACAAAGUGAUCAUCAGACAACUCCUCUUACUGGGCAACGCCUUACCUGUUUUACAAUCGUUGAGUGAACGUAAAUACUCUGAUGAUGAGCUUCGUAACGACUUGACUUCUCUAAAGGAUAUUUUGGAGGAAACUUACAAGGAAUUGACUUCUUUUGACGAGUAUGUUGCGGAACUAGAUUCGAAGAUGCUGGUAUGGUCUCCACCUCACGUGGACAACGGAUUCUGGUCCGAUAAUGUGGACAAAUUCAAAGACCAAGACUGGAAGCUUUUCAAAAAAUUGGUGCAGCUUUUGAAGGAUGCUAAUAACGAACCUUCUCGCAAGGUGGCUGUCCAGGUCGCACUAAGUGACAUCACGCACAUUGUUGAGCUACUUCCAGAAAGUGUUGAUGUCUUGACCAAGCUGGAUGGUAAAGUGGUCAUCAUGGAACUAUUGAACCAUCCAGAUUCCAAAGUGAAAUACGAGGCCUUGAAGGCUACUCAAGCAUUUGUUGCUCACACUUUCAAAUAG